AAUUAAAAGCCUUUGCACACGACACACUCACUCUGACCAGUGGUCUUAAUUUCUGACCGUUAAAUACCAUUGAUUGAUUGAAAUAGACAGAAUACUAAUUGGUGGAAUCUAACCGUAUUCGUACUGUUAUUUAAAUCAUUUUGACAACAAGAACUUCAAAAUGUCACAAAUAGGACCCAAUGCAGGUGGUCCUGAUUCUGUCGACAAAAACGAUCCAGUCAUACUUGAGGGAAUAGGAGAAAAUGACAAAGUUGGUUUACCGACGGAUUUGUAUGUUAUUCCUGGAUAUUCGAUUGAAGGAGGCUUACUACCACCACCAAUGCCGCCCCUCUCAACAAGUGUCCCGGAUAAAGCUACGUAUAAGCAGCCAGAAAUGCAAGAGGUUCCAGUUAUAUCACAUGAUAGAGCAAAGAAGGCCCUGCUGGACCACAUAGAAACACAGUGUUGCUGGGGAAAGGGAACAGCCAAUAAGAUAACAACGUUUGAAAACCUGGAAUCUUCAACUACAUAUCAUUACACAUUGGAAACCUUUACAGAAACAAGAUCGACGCAAUGGCAAAUGGAACCAUUCAGAGGACAAUUUAUAGACGGACCAGAAAAUGGAAUACCAGUGCACCCUUGGGAAAUCCCACUAACCUCGGUAGAACAGUUUAGAGAUUUUGAGACUCGCAGUGUGGAGGUUCCCCAUACAGCUUCCGUCAGGCCUUGUCACAGAUGUCAAGCUGGUGGAUGUCUUAUAUGUGCUGGCUGUGAAGGCAGAGGACGGCUUCAUUGUGGGAUGUGUAAAGGAAAAGGAAGAAGACAACAGCGUGUUAAGGACAGUCAGGGUGUAUGGAGGUCAGGAGUUCAUAAGUGUGACGUAUGUGAUGGAUCAGGUAAAAAGCCUUGCUCUCGCUGUAAUGGAACUGCACGAGUGACGUGUCCAAGUUGUCAGGGACAAACUAAGCUGAAAUGGUACAUUCAGUUGUUGGUUACAUGGAAAACCUAUAAAGGUGAUCAUGCUGUUGGAAAAUCCAAUGUUCCAAAAGUACUUGUGACCAGAGUUCCUGGAACAAUAGCUUUCGAAGAUGUACAACCUAUGUUAUACCCUAUCACGAAGUCUCCAGAUCCAGAAAUUAUGACCGCUUCCGCUCGCUUGUUAGCAGAACAGAAAUUUCCACACUCUCUUAUUUUGAUGCAGCGACAUAAAAUAAAAGUUAUUCCUGUGACAAAAUGCGAGUACAGACAUAAUAACAAACUUUUGAGUUAUUAUGUUUAUGGGUUAGAUUGUAGAGUUCAUGCCCCUGAUUAUCCUGACCAGUGUUGUUACGGCUGCGAGAUUAUGUAAAUUUGUCUCCAUUAGUUUGAAACGUUGGAACUAUUUAUGCAGUGUAUGUUACUUGUUAAUGUUAGAUGCAUUAUGUAUUUUUAUCAUAUACUCUUUUUAUUAGAGCAUUUAUUUGGAUUUUAGCCAUAUGUGUUACCUUUUAUUAUAAAAGAAACAUGACGUUAUUUGUAUUCAAUGGUUUCUUUACAGAUUUUGGAAUUUCCGUCCAUUGUAU
Messenger RNA from Mytilus trossulus (common blue mussel), 1541 nucleotides. RefSeq names its product protein SSUH2 homolog. The transcript is spliced from 13 exons. Bases 161 to 1327 code for a protein of 388 amino acids. NCBI's taxonomy places the organism in Eukaryota, Metazoa, Mollusca, Bivalvia, Mytilida, Mytilidae. The record is from RefSeq and is a predicted model, not a curated record.